This is a messenger RNA of Sodiomyces alkalinus F11, 1684 nucleotides long. Its product is annotated as dolichyl-phosphate beta-glucosyltransferase. Lineage: Eukaryota; Fungi; Ascomycota; Sordariomycetes; Glomerellales; Plectosphaerellaceae. The record is from RefSeq and is a predicted model, not a curated record. Bases 67 to 1326 code for a protein of 419 amino acids. Gene Ontology annotation, cellular component: endoplasmic reticulum membrane. The transcript has 3 exons.
CACUCAUGCGCAGCUACCCACCAUCAAUUAAGACCUCCUGUGUUUGUGCGAACAGGUGGUUUUAAGAUGGCCAUCAUAGACCACAUUGCGCAGGUGCCUUGGCCUGUUCUGGCAGUCUUGGCACUUCUCGUGCUGGUAGCUGGAGCUCACCAAGCUCUCUUACUGCUGCUUCACAGCAUCGCGCCCAAACCCCGUCCGGUCGUUCCAUCCGAGAAGACUUACAUCACAUCAUCCCCCGGCUCCGACGUACCCAAGAAGGCCGCUCUUUCGUGCUGGUUCGACCGUUGGCAUGCAGAACGCCACGCCUCAGAACAGAAGACACGUCUCACCGACCCGCGCCUUGCCGACGUCAUCCCCGACACAGGGUCUAUCGAACCGGCCGAAGUCCGGGUAACCGUGGUCAUACCCGCCUACAACGAAGAAGACCGUGUCCUGCCGACUCUGGAGGAGGCCGUCGCCUACCUCGAUGAGAACUUUGGCCGUCCUUCCACCCCGUCGCCGUCCCUCUCGAAGCCGCGUUCCGUCUCCGCAAACAAGAAGCGCGGGCUGAACCCCGUUACCCCGCGCCGCCACGUUCAACAUGCUCCCUCCGAAGCCCUGAACGGCUACGAGAUCCUCGUGGUCGACGACGGCAGUAAGGACCGCACUGUCGAUGUGUGUCUCGAGUUUUCGCGCCAGCGGGGCUUGCAUGAUAUUCUACGCGUCGUCAAGCUGGAGAAGAACCGCGGCAAGGGAGGCGCCGUCACCCACGGCAUGCGCCACGCCCGCGGCGAAUAUGUUCUCUUCGCCGACGCCGACGGCGCGUCCAAGUUUAGCGACAUGGGGAGACUCAUUGAGGGAUGCGAGGAAGUGGUAGAUGGUUCCCACCGCGGCGUUGCCAUUGGUAGCCGCGCUCAUCUCGUCGGCAGCGAGGCUGUUGUCAAGCGUUCCUUCCUUCGCAACUUCCUCAUGCGUUCCUUCCACCUCGUUCUCAUGAUCCUCACGCCGCCCGCCACCUCGCGCCUCCGCGAUACGCAAUGCGGCUUCAAGCUCUUCACACGUGCCGCCCUCCCGCACAUUGUCCCUUACAUGCACGCCGAGGGCUGGAUCUUCGAUAUAGAGAUGCUCCUUCUUGCCGAAUCGGCGCCCCCUUCCCCGGUUCUCAAUGCAGAAGGCGCAGUUAUUGGCGCGAGCCCCGGCAUCCGCGUUGCCGAGGUGCCCAUCGACUGGCACGAGGUCCCGGGAUCCAAAAUGAGUCUCAUUUCCGACAGCAUCCGCAUGGCCAUUGGUCUGGCCGUCCUGCGUGCUAGCUGGAUGAUGGGUGUUUAUCGACGGAGGUUGACAUGAGGACGAGAAAAGAAAAGACAGGGGGCGAGCAAUACGUUUGGGCAGUGGGAGCGCAGGAACAGAGGGCCUAUGGGUGUUCCUCAAGGAUAGUUACCCGAGAGCGGGCAGGGCCUGAAUUAUUGCAUAGAGCGAACGGUUAUAGAUUUCACUGCAUUGCGUCUUGGAGUUCUCAGGCAUCGCCACCCAGAGGGAAGUGGCACCGGUUAGAGGAAAGGAUUGAGCCCUCAGUCAUUCACUACAUACACACUCAUACAAGUUCCGUAUAUAUGCGUCGUAUAUCAGCUGAGAUAACGAAAGAGGGAACCAGAAAGUAACAUCCUCGGGAAACAACCCCGAGAAGUAAUGAAGAUGAAGUGGC